This is a messenger RNA of Acanthosepion pharaonis, 1227 nucleotides long. NCBI's taxonomy places the organism in Eukaryota, Metazoa, Mollusca, Cephalopoda, Sepiida, Sepiidae. The record is from the annotation of a GenBank genome assembly.
AUGUUACAAGUGCAGAAGAGUCUUCCUGUGAUGAAAUAUUACUUCACAACAUUACUGUCUUUCCCGUCUUUGUGCCACUCUGCCCCGCUCUCCCCCACCCCUGUCUUUGUGCCACUCUGCCCCGCUCUCCCCACCCCUGUCUUUGUGCCACUCUGCCCCGCUCUCCCCCACCCCUGUCUUUGUGCCACUCUGCCCCGCUCUCCCCACCCCUGUCUUUGUGCCCUCUGCCCGCUCUCCCCCACCCCUGUCUUUGUGCCACUCUGCCCCGCUCCCCCACCCUGUCUUUGUGCCACUCUGCCCCCCUCUCCCCCCCACCCCUGUCUUUGUGCCACUCUGCCCCGCUCCCCCACCCCUGUCUUUGUGCCACUCUGCCCCGCCCCCCCACCCCUGUCUUUGUGCCCUCUGCCCCUCUCCCCCACCCCUGUCUUUGUGCCCUCUGCCCCGCUCUCCCCCACCCCUGUCUUUGUGCCCUCUGCCCCCGCUCUCCCCACCCCUGUCUUUGUGCCACUCUGCCCCGCUCUCCCCCACCCCUGUCUUUGUGCCACUCUGCCCCGCUCUCCCCACCCCUGUCUUUGUGCCACUGCCCCGCUCUCCCCCACCCCUGUCUUUGUGCCACUGCCCCGCUCUCCCCCACCCCUGUCUUUGUGCCACUCUGCCCCACUCUCCCCCCACCCCUGUCUUUGUGCCACUCUGCCCCACUCCCCCCACCCCCUGUCUUUGUUUGUUUUUCUUCUCUGUCCCACUCUCCCCCACCUUUCUUUUUCUCUGUCUGUACUGCCUUUCUUGCUGUCCACUAUGUCUCUCUCUCUCUGUAUCUUUCAAUUCACUCUUAUUUCUCAACCUUUAUUCAUUUUUUCCCUUUUUUUAUUAUUCCCUUUGAAAUAUUUUUUUUCAUUCUUUCUUGCUUUCCACAAUAUUUUUCACUCCUUUUUCAUUCCUUACAUUUGCUUUAAUUUUUUGCAUCUUUCUUCCAUUUUUAUUUCCUUUUUGUGUUCUUCUUCCUCUCAAAUAUUUUCCCUUUUUUUUUUUUUUUUAAAACUUAAUCUAUUCUUUGAUUCUUUCUCUUUUUUUCUUCCUUAUUUUGAUAAAAUCUUUUUAUUCAUUUUCACAUUUUCUUUGAUUUAUUUUUUUACUUCAUUAAUUUCAUUCCCUAUUCUCAAGUCAAUCAAUAAUUGGUUUUUUUUUGUUUCUUAUCUGAUUACUUUCCUUCUUAUUCAUGACCAUUAA